AUGUACCAAGCGGUUGGGGAUUGCCUAAAAGACAGCUUGGGAAGGAAGAGUAUUAAGGUUAUAAUAGCGGAUGAUCGCGCGCUGCGGAUACUAAAUGCGUUUGUUUCGUUUUCGGAUUUGCUAAGAGCAGGAGUUGUCGACGUGCUGGUACUAGGCCGCGAAACAAGCGGCAGGGAAACAAUCGGCCCGGAAACAAGCAAUACAAUAUCGGUUGCCGAAGCGAUGCCAAAGCUUAAUCCAUCCAUAGAAGUUCUAUGCUAUAUUGUCCCCAGCAGCUUGAACUUGGUGGAGAAGGAGAUUUUCAGCCACAGUGCUGAUUGUCGUAGACGACUGAAGAUUAUGUUCAUAGACAAGCCUGGUGACGGUGUGCUAGAGCGCUUGGCAAGACUCGACGCGGAGAGAUGCUUAGUGGAGAAGGUAGAGUUUCUCCCCAUCAAUUUUGUCAUGAUUACGGACAACGUCUUUAGUGCGGGCUUGAUCCAGAGCAAAGUUCAGAGAGCUCGGGACGGCGGCAGGACACUUCCUGUUGAUCCAAGUGACUGGUCAUCGCAGGAUCACCAUAACAUACGUGAGGGUAUUCGGUCCUGCAUAUCGUUUUCUAUGGUGGCUAACACGCUCUUUGGUUGUCAGGUCCAAGAUGUACCUUUUGUAUUGAUUAAUAGUUCGAGCAAGGCAGCCCACGCCGCUUCCAGCGUAUUCCUGAGGGACUGGGAAUCCACGACAGGAGGCAGUGGUAUAGCGACAGGAGGCAGUGGUAUAGCGACAGGAGGCAGUGGUAUAGCGACAGGGGCAAGGGGUGCUUUAGUCAUCCUAGAUAGGAGCGACGACCCCAUUAUUGGUCUCCUUAGUCCAUGGUCUUACCAGGCAAUGAUAUACGAGUAUUUACAGGUAGAGAACAACAGCGUAAUAUUUGAAGACGGUUCGCAAGUGAACUUAAAAGACGACCCGUUUCUCAAGGAACACGGAAACGAUUCCUACGGGGCCCUGGCGACCACGCUGACCACGGCCGCACAAUCCAGGGCGGCCAGCGCUCUGGCCGCAUCGAACCACCCGGGGUUGCCCAACCCACUUUCCAACUCAGUAGGAGGACUGCCCAACCCGGGGCAGUCCAAUUCCGAUGUGUACACUUCCGACUUGUCCACCCCGCUGAAGACCGUAACAACGGACCUUCAAGACAUCAACAAACAUGUUAAAAUAAUGCAUGCCAUUACCCAGCAACUGAACACAAGACACACGUUCGACUUAUGGGAGAUUGAGACCCAAAUUCUGCGGUCGCCAAUGUUCCCAAACGCGCGUGCGAAUACACUUUCCCUCAUCGAACAGAUGGUCGCUGACCCGCGCUACUUCGAAACUGACAAGAAAAGACUCGUCACUCUUUACGCAUAUAUUACACAACUCAACGGAGACGCGAUACCACAAACGAUCAACGGACUGAGCGACUGCAAACUACAACAAUGGACAUACCAAGUCCAACAAUCUCGACCACUACAAGUGAAUUGCACUGCGAGUAAAAUUGUCGACGCCGUUGGUCAACUUAUCAACAGUAAGGGGACGGAACGCACAUGA
Gregarina niphandrodes is the source of this 1566-nucleotide messenger RNA. RefSeq names its product Sec1 family protein. The transcript has a single exon. The coding region runs from base 1 to 1566 and encodes 521 amino acids. The record is from RefSeq and is a predicted model, not a curated record. NCBI's taxonomy places the organism in Eukaryota, Apicomplexa, Conoidasida, Eugregarinorida, Gregarinidae. Gene Ontology annotation, biological process: intracellular protein transport; vesicle-mediated transport.